Molecule: messenger RNA, 2313 nt
Organism: Metopolophium dirhodum (rose-grain aphid)
Lineage: Eukaryota; Metazoa; Arthropoda; Insecta; Hemiptera; Aphididae
Product: protein FAM200A-like
Exons: 3
Coding region: 1-2313 (770 amino acids)
Source: RefSeq, a predicted model, not a curated record
AUGGCACAGUUAAAUAAAAGCGAUAUUAGUAAAUCUACCAAGCGCCGAAGAUUUUUAUUAGAUAAAGAAACUUUAGAUUUUUUUUCUAAUACCCACAUAAAUUCUCAAUCGCAAUUACAACCUAGCACAUCUCAAAAUAUUAAUGAUGAUUUCCCUCGUGAUUUACCUAAAGAAAUUCUAAAAUUACCAAAAGAUGGUAUUUAUGAUAGUAUAUUUUCAAAUAAUAUGAGUUCUAAUACGCAAUUUUCUCAAAUUCCUUACAAUUAUUUUCCAAUCAAUCACAGUAUUGAUGAUGAAUACAGUGAUACUGAAAAUAUUUCAUUAAGUACCAACUCUGAUGAUGAUGAUGGUCUUGAUGAUCAUAAUUAUAAUUAUAGUACCACAGGUGUCAUUAAUAACUUGGAUGGUAAAAAUGAAGUUCUAAAAAUAUUAGCACAAUGGGCAAUUGCUCAAAAUAUUACUUUAACUGCAUUUUCAGCUCUGUUGAAAUUACUGAAAAAUCAUAGCUGUUUUAGUGAUAUCCCAGUUGAUGCCAGAACAGUAUUAAAGAUAAAUAAUGUCCAUCAAGGUAAUGCAAUUCAAGUGGUUUCCCCUGGGUUAUAUUACCAUUUUGGAGUUGCUAAUGGCUUGAUAAAUACGUUAGUAGUUAUAACUAUGGAUAAGUUUUUGAAUUCUAGUAGAAAACGUGAUAAUCCAGAAGUAAUUUCAAAUAUUGAAGAGAAACAAAAAAUCAGAAAAUAUGAUGAUAGUUAUUUGAAUUUCGGAUUUACUAGCACUGUUGUUGCAAACAUAGAACAUCCCCAGUGUGUCGUUUGUUUGAAAGUAAUGGCUGUAGAAAGUAUGCUUCCAAAUAAAAUGAAACGCCAUUUGGAGACAGUUCAUGGAAAUUUGGUGAACAAACCACGUGAUUAUUUCGUAUCAAAAUUAAAAGCUAUGGCUCAACAAAAACAUAUUUUUACAAAACAAGCUACAAUUCCUUCUAAAGCACUACUUUCUUCCUAUAAAGUAGCUUGGCGAAUAGCAAAGAGUAAAAAACCUCAUACUAUCGCAAAAAAUCUAAUUUUACCAGCCGCUAUGGAUAUGGUGUCUAUUAUGAUUGGGGAUGCUGCUGCUAAACAACUUCAAAAUGUGCCAUUAUCAGAUAAUACUAUUAGUCGUAGAAUACAAGAUAUGGCUGAAGACAUCAAUGAUCAAUUAAUUGAAAAACUAAUAGGAAAUGACUUCGCCAUUCAACUGGAUGAAGCAACUGACAGCCAUAAUGAUGCCCAUCUUAUUUGUUAUGUAAGGUUCGUAGUAAAUGACGUGUUUCAUGAAGAUUUACUUUUUUGUAAAACUAUUGUUGGUGAAACAAAAGCAGCAGAUUUAUUUAAUAUAUUAGAUUCUUUCAUAAUUGAAAACAACAUUGUUUGGGACAGAUGUUUUGGUGUUUGCACCGAUGGAGCUCGCUCUAUGGCAGGUUGUUAUAAUGGUUUACAAGCACUCGUUAAAAAAAAAGCCCCUAACGCUGUAUGGACGCACUGUAUUAUUCACAGAGAAGCUCUCGCUUCAAAAAUUAUUAGUCCAAGUCUUAAUGAAGUCUUGCUGUCUGUUAUUGAAAUAGUUAAUUUCAUCAAAACUCGACCUAUAAAGUCCCGGUGUUUUAAAAAAAUGUGUGAAGACAUGGGAGCUGAGCAUACCUCACUUUUGUAUUAUUGCAACUCCCGUUGGCUUUCACGAGGAAACGUGUUGAAAAGAUUAACUGAAAAAAUUACUUCUUUUAAAAGAAAAUUAGUCUUGUGGAAGAAUAAAAUGGAUGAAGGUGCUUUAAAUGACUGUUUUCCCACAUUGUAUAUGUUCCUUCAUGAAAAUAAUUUAAACUUGAUAGAAUCUAUCAAAUUAGUAUUCAUGGAACACUUAUCACAACUUAUUGUUCACUUCCAAAAUUAUUUUCCCGAGGACGAUCAACAACGAAAUUGGAUUAAAGAUCCUUUUACUACUGAUCUACCGUCAGAAUUAACAAUUACUGAACAAGAACAACUGAUAGACUUGUACUCAGAUUCAGUAUCAAAAUCCAAAUUUGUAUCAUUAUCUUUACCAGAAUUUUGGAUAGCUAUGAAGAAGCAAUAUCCGAUCGUAGCCAAUAAGGCUAUCAGGACUUUAAUUCCAUUUGCUUCUUCAUACUUAUGUGAAACGGGUUUUUCGGCCUUAGCAGUUAUCAAAAGUAAAUACAGAGGAAAACUAAAUACCGAAAAGGAAAUGAGAAUCGCACUAUCAAAAUUUACCCCACGAUUUGAUGAUUUAAUGCAACAAAAACAAGCACAGCCGUCCCAUUAA